Lineus longissimus is the source of this 3390-nucleotide messenger RNA. RefSeq lists its product as uncharacterized. Gene Ontology annotation, biological process: DNA integration. The record is from RefSeq and is a predicted model, not a curated record. Lineage: Eukaryota; Metazoa; Nemertea; Pilidiophora; Heteronemertea; Lineidae. Gene Ontology annotation, molecular function: zinc ion binding; nucleic acid binding. Bases 1 to 3390 code for a protein of 1129 amino acids. The transcript is spliced from 3 exons.
AUGAAAGUAAUUGACAUUGUAAGAACGUAUCACGACAAAGAUGCAUUGAUUUUGGUGCCGAAUGACCAUAAGUCUGUCAAUUUUGUAAAGGCCGGUAGUAACCCGAGAGACAAAAGGGGCCAAAACAAGUCACGUGGCGAUGUACGUUGUUUCCGCUGUGGUCAAUUAGGCCAUUUUGCAAAGGACUGUACCAGUGCUGAGACUGGUACCAGUGCUGAUAAGUGGGCUAAAGAUGGGGGCACCAUCAAGUGUUUUAGAUGUGACAGAUUGGGUCACCGAGCCUCAGAGUGUCGUGCCAAAUGGGAGGAUUGUGUCCCCAAGUCCAAGGAGAGUGGUCGUGGUCGUAAUCGUACACGUGGUGGUCGGGGUGGUAGGCAACGUGACAGGGUGCAUCAGAUUGAGGAGUCUGACUCCGGGUCCGAAAAUAAUCAGGAUGACGAGGCAGCAUACUAUGCAUUCAGGUCAAUUGAGGAUACUGGUAGUGAUGUCCCAAGGAGAAAUUUGCGAAGUGACGUUUUGCGCGUUAAAGUUGGGAACGUUGGCACUGAUGUAGUCGUGGACUCAGGAGCAACUUGCAACUUAAUGUCGGAAAAUACAUUCAAAUUGGUAACUGCCGACAUAGAUGUGAAUUUACGUGCUUCCAAUAGCAAGGUUUUCACAUAUUGUGCGACGGAGCCACUGACAAUCUUGGGAAAAUGUGCCCUAAGAUUGCAGGCGGGACGUGCUUGUUGUGUUGCUGACUUCAUUGUAAUUCCUGGGGACCAGUCAACACUGCUGGGUAGGCCUACAUCGGAGAAGCUGAAUUUGCUGAAAGUAGGGUAUGAAGUGAAUGCGUGCGAUGCUGGCAAGGAAGUGCAUUCAAUUUUGCAUAGUUUGAGAAAGAAGUAUCCACAGGUUUUCACUGGCCUAGGGAAACUUAAGAAUUACUUAUUGAAAUUGCAUAUAGACCAGAAUGUCAAGCCUGUAGCCCAGCAUCGACGGAUCCCCUUCAAUCGGAGAGCAAAAGUAUGUGACAAGUUGGCUGAGUUGGAAGGCCUCGAUGUGAUUGAGCCAAUAUCUGGUCCUACCUCUUGGGUUAACCCCUUGGUGGUUGUCGAAAAGCCAAGUGGCGAUAUCAGGUUGUGUCUGGACAUGAGAAGGGCCAAUGAAGCCAUUAAAAGAGAGAAGCACCCUGUACCUACGGUUGAUGAGACGCUCCAAGAGAUUUCUGGAGCAAGAGUUUUUUGUAAACUAGACUUAAACAUGGCAUUUCAUCAGAUUGAAUUGGAUGAAAGCUGUAGGGAUAUAACUACAUUUGCUGGGCCCAAUUCGUUGUAUCGGUACAAACGCCUUAAUUUUGGCAUGAAUAUGGCGACUGAGAAAUUCCAGUGUAUCAUCGGGCAAAUUCUAAAGGGUUGUCCAGGGGCAUGCAACCUGCACGAUGACAUCCGCGUGGUAGCGGAGGACUAUGCCCAGCUAUAUGAGCGAGUGGAAGCGGUUAUCAAGAGAUUGCAUGAACAUGGACUCACCUUGAAUUUCCCCAAGUGCAAUGUGGGAGACAGUAUGGUGUUCAUGGGCCACAAUAUGACUUCAAAGGGUAUGAAGGUAGCUGAUGCCAAAGUGAAAGCUAUUGUGGAGGCACCUAAGCCUAAAACCAAAGCAGAACUUAGGAGCUUUCUAGGCCUAGCACAGUUUUGUGCCAGAUUUGUAGUAAAUUUUGCUAUCAUCACAAGUCCUUUGUGUGAAUUAACAGGGUCUCAGGUCAAAUGGGAGUGGUUGCCUGUGCAUGACAAAGCUUUCAGAGAUGUAAAAUCUAAGUUGACUUCAAGUCCAGUAAUGGCUUACUUUAAGCAGGGUGCUAGGACCCGUGUAGUAACGGAUGCAUCACCAGUUGGUCUGGGUGCGAUUUUAGAACAACAGCAGCAUGAUGGUAGUUUCAAGCCAGUGCAUUAUGCCAGUCGAAAGUUGACUCAUGUGGAGUCUAGGUAUUCUCAAUUCGAGAGAGAGGCGCUUGGAGUCAGGCUGCCCAUAGAGGACUCUGGCAACGUUGAGGUUGAAACUAAGCAGACUGAAGAAUUUGCUCGUAGUGUGGUGACUGAAGCAGUGCCUGCUGCCAUCACACCCAGUGUAAUUGAGCAAGAAUCUACAAAUGAUGCAACCCUACAGGCUAUUGAAGAGUGUAUUUUGACUAGUGAUUGGUCUAAUCUGAGUCAGUCACCUUACCAUGCUGUAAAAGAUGAGUUAUGGUUGUACGGGCGUCUCGUAAUGCGUGGGGACAGGAUUGUCAUUCCGGAGAAAUUGAGAGACAAAAUGAUAAGGCUGGCACAUGAAGGACACCAGGGCAUGGUACGGACCAAAGCCCGGCUUAGAAAUAAGGCUUGGUGGCCAGGGAUCGAUAAGGAAGUCGAGUCCUUUAUCAGAGCCUGCCACCCGUGCCAAUUGGUUGGAGCACGUGCCAAACCGGAACCAAUAAAGUCCACCGCAUUACCCGACGGACCGUGGUUUGAUUUAGCAGUAGAUUUGCUGGAAGUGUGCAAUGGCGAGCAUUUGCUCGUAACCACUGACUACUAUUCCAGGUGGCCUGAGGUGGUUUUACUCAAAAAAACUGACACAGGUCAUGUGACAAGGGUUAUGGAUGCAAUGUUUCAAACGCAUGGCCUCCCAUUUUCUGUUAGAAGUGAUAAUGGACCUCCUUUUAACACUGCAGGUUUCGAUGCGUUUCUGGAGUACCUUGGAAUUGAACACAAAACCAGCGUGCCAUACUGGCCCCAAAGCAACGGCAACGUUGAACGGUUCAAUGAAACCUUGCUAAAAUGCAUUAGAAUUGCCAAACUUGAGAAGAAAGAUUGGAAAAAGGAAGUAGAAAAUUUCCUUUUCCAAUAUAGGAACACCCCCCGUGUUGCUACUGGAGUAUCCCCAGCCCAAGCAUUGAUGGGUAGAGAGUUAAGGGAUAAAUUGCCAAAGCUCCAGUUGCAACAUGGUAGACCAACAGAAGCCGAGUGGCAGGUCAAGCUGAGGGAGAGGGACGCUAGGUCCAAACUAGUUUCCAAAACCUAUGCUGAUGAGAAGAGGGGUGCUCUGAGUUCUAGCAUUAAGGAGGGUGAAAAGGUGUUAUUGCAGAAGCCGUUUAGAGAAAACAAGUUAGAACAUUUCUCUGCACCAGAGCCGUAUGAAGUUGUGAACAAAGAUGGUGGUGGUUUAACUUUGCAAAAUUCCAAAGCAACAAGGUUCAGGUCUACUGGGCAUGUUUCGAAUAAAAUCUUUAUAUCGAAGAACCACAUAUUCCUGCUCCGUCCUUCAGUGUCCUGGCCGGACACGUCACCAUUCGAAACGACCAUCGGCAAAGACGACCUAGAACACGAAACGGCGAGAACGACUGGAACGAAACGCCCCGGACGAACGCAUGAAUAG